AUGGCUUUCCACUUAAAACGGAUCCACCCACAGUAUCAGACUAACGACGGCAGUUCAUCUAGUAGUAAUACCGGAGCUGCACCAAAACUAACUCAAAGAAAGCUAGAUUUGAGACCGCCAUUGUCCGAGAAAAGGAAAAGAGAAAUCACGGGCAAAAUUGCAGAGUUUAUUGCGCUCGACAUGAGGCCAGUGAAUGUUGUGGACGGUGAAGGUUUUAAAGAAUUAACGCGCACACUUGAGCCAGGAUACACAGUUCCCAAAAGAGAGAUGGUUAUGCAUGUGGUGGAUGCGAAAUACGCGUCCAUACGCGCGGAGGUUUACAUGUUAAUAAACAAUUGCAAAGCAGUCAGCCUCACCACAGAUAUUUGGACCUCGCUGCAAAUGGAGGCAUAUCUUACAGUUACAGCCCACUUUAUUACUGAAGCCUGGCGACUGGAAAAUUUUGUGUUAGCAACAAAAAAAAUGGAGGAAAGUCAUACAGCAGAACAUAUUUCACAAACACUGAAAGAAGUCAUUUCUGAUUGGGACAUUCCAGGCACUAAGAUCGUUUCUGUUGUCCAUGACAAUGCAACGAAUAUGGUUGCAUGCACCAAUCAACUGGCCCAAGACCCAUCGUGGGGAACUGUACAGGGAGUCCGUUGUGCGGGGCAUACACUGCAAUUGUGCAUUAACAGCGCAUUAAAGAAAGAUCCCGUGUGUCGCACUGUUGCUGCUGCAAGGCGCCUUGUUUCACACUUCAAAAAAAGCGCCAAGGCCACCACAGCACUUGCAGAAAAACAAAGAGAACUGAAUGUUGCAGAGCAUAAAGUUGUACAAGAUGUUGCCACUCGAUGGAAUUCUGUCUAUCUUAUGCUCGAUCGCCUGUUAGAACAAAGGGGUGCAGUUUCAGCUGUGCUGACGGAUUCAAGUGUCAGCAAACGGUCCGACUGUGAUCUAGAGCUGACAACAUCCCAGUGGAGAAUGGCAGAGGACAUAGUCAAUGUUCUCAAGCCAAUGAUCAAACUGACAGAGCUUUUGUCACAAGAUAUGAACGCAUCUCUGUCUGCCACUGUUCCGAUGCUUAUGAACAUUAAGAAACGACACUUGGUGGUACAUGAAGACGACAGCGCUGUUACUAAGACCCUCAAGAUUACCCUGACCGAGGAGAUUGACAGACGAUGGGAGCUUAAAGGCCGUCUUUUGGAGAGCAGUAUUUAUAUCAAGGCUGCAAUUCUUGACCCAUGUUUUAAGAAGCUUUCCUUUUUCACUGAUGAUGAGCAAAGGAAUGAGGCGUAUGCUGUGGUGGAAAAUCUGGCUGAGAGUUUAGCUGCCAGGCCUGUACAGGAGGUAGGUGAUGACAGUGAAUUGGUGGAGGAGCAUGAUACUGCAGGCCCUUCAAGACAAGAAAAAGAGAAAGACCAAGUGAUGUCGAUGCUGUUGUCCAGCGAUGAAGAGGAGCAACAGCCAGGGGACAGUGAAAUGAGGGCUUAUUUAAAGGACACUACAAGAAGCAGUACAGGACCACUGGAAUGGUGGCAAAAGAAUGAGGAGAGAUACCCAAAGCUGUCCAGGGCCGCAAAGAGAUUCCACAGCAUCCCAUCUACUUCCACACCAUCAGAAAGAAUUUUCUCCAAGGCUGGAUUUAUUAUCAGUAAAACCAGGAGCGCACUGCUGCCGGCCAACGUCAACAAGUUGGUUUUCCUCGCACACAACUUAAAAAGACUCAAACGCACACAAGCAGAGUGA
Messenger RNA from Xyrauchen texanus (razorback sucker), 1725 nucleotides. RefSeq names its product E3 SUMO-protein ligase ZBED1-like. The record is from RefSeq and is a predicted model, not a curated record. Gene Ontology annotation, molecular function: protein dimerization activity. The transcript has 2 exons. The coding region runs from base 1 to 1725 and encodes 574 amino acids. NCBI's taxonomy places the organism in Eukaryota, Metazoa, Chordata, Actinopteri, Cypriniformes, Catostomidae.